Molecule: messenger RNA, 1813 nt
Organism: Propithecus coquereli (Coquerel's sifaka)
Lineage: Eukaryota; Metazoa; Chordata; Mammalia; Primates; Indriidae
Gene: ARCN1
Product: archain 1
Exons: 10
Coding region: 186-1721 (511 amino acids)
Biological process (GO): endoplasmic reticulum to Golgi vesicle-mediated transport; retrograde vesicle-mediated transport, Golgi to endoplasmic reticulum; Golgi localization
Cellular component (GO): COPI vesicle coat; cytosol
Source: RefSeq, a predicted model, not a curated record
CUUUGACCCACGCCGUUUCCGGUUGACGACGUGGCUCGGGACCGCCAUCUUGGCAAGAGGCGAAGCGGCAGCGGCUCCUGUCAGGGGGGCAGUAGGUCCUGAGCGACCGGUGCUCCCCUUCCCCUGACCCUAGCCCUAGCCCCAGUGGAGCCGGAGCGCGGGCGCGCCCCACCACCGCCCUCACCAUGGUGCUGUUGGCAGCAGCGGUCUGCACGAAAGCAGGAAAGGCUAUUGUUUCUCGACAGUUCGUAGAGAUGACCCGAACUCGGAUUGAGGGCUUAUUAGCAGCUUUUCCAAAGCUCAUGAACACUGGAAAACAACAUACAUUUGUUGAAACAGAGAGUGUAAGAUAUGUCUACCAGCCUAUGGAAAAACUGUACAUGGUUCUGAUCACUACCAAAAACAGCAACAUUUUAGAAGAUUUGGAGACCUUAAGGCUCUUCUCAAGAGUGAUCCCUGAAUAUUGCCGAGCCUUAGAGGAGAACGAAAUAUCUGAGCACUGUUUUGAUUUAAUUUUUGCUUUUGAUGAAAUUGUCGCCCUGGGAUACCGGGAGAAUGUUAACCUGGCACAGAUCAGAACCUUCACAGAAAUGGAUUCUCAUGAGGAGAAGGUGUUCAGAGCAGUCAGAGAGACUCAAGAACGUGAAGCUAAGGCUGAGAUGCGACGUAAAGCAAAGGAAUUACAACAGGCCCGAAGAGAUGCAGAGAGACAGGGCAAAAAAGCACCAGGAUUUGGGGGAUUUGGCAGUUCUGCAGUAUCUGGAGGCAGCACAGCUGCCAUGAUCACAGAGACCAUCAUUGAAACUGAUAAACCAAAAGUGGCACCUGCACCAGCCAGGCCUUCAGGCCCCAGUAAGGCUUUGAAACUUGGAGCCAAAGGAAAGGAAGUAGAUAACUUUGUGGACAAGUUGAAAUCGGAAGGUGAAACUAUCAUGUCCUCCAAUAUGGGCAAACGUACCUCCGAAGCAACCAAAGUGCAUGCUCCACCCAUUAAUAUGGAAAGUGUGCAUAUGAAGAUUGAAGAAAAGAUCACACUAACCUGUGGACGAGAUGGAGGAUUACAGAAUAUGGAGUUGCACGGCAUGAUCAUGCUUAGGAUCUCAGAUGACAAAUUUGGCCGAAUUCGUCUUCAUGUGGAAAAUGAAGAUAAAAAAGGGGUGCAGCUACAGACCCAUCCAAAUGUGGAUAAAAAACUUUUCACUGCAGAGUCUCUAAUUGGCUUGAAGAACCCAGAGAAGUCAUUUCCAGUCAAUAGUGAUGUAGGGGUGCUAAAGUGGAGACUACAAACCACAGAGGAAUCUUGUAUUCCACUGACAAUUAAUUGCUGGCCCUCAGAGAGUGGAAAUGGCUGUGAUGUCAACAUAGAAUAUGAGCUACAAGAGGAUAAUUUAGAACUGAAUGAUGUGGUUAUCACCAUCCCACUCCCAUCCGGUGUCGGCGCACCUGUUAUUGGUGAGAUCGAUGGGGAAUAUCGACAUGACAGUCGACGAAAUACCUUGGAGUGGUGCCUGCCAGUGAUUGAUGCCAAAAAUAAGAGUGGCAGCCUGGAGUUUAGCAUUGCUGGGCAGCCCAAUGACUUCUUCCCUGUUCAAGUUUCCUUCAUCUCUAAGAAAAAUUACUGUAACAUACAGGUUACCAAAGUGACCCAGGUAGAAGGAAACAGCCCUGUCAGGUUUUCCACAGAGACCACUUUCCUAGUGGAUAAGUAUGAAAUCCUGUAAUACCAAGAAGAGGCAACCGAAAAGGAAAAUUUUCAAAUUAAUAAAGAAGAAGCCAACAGUGGCUGAAGAGUUUUUUCCAAAUUUACAAGCCA